Messenger RNA from Humulus lupulus (European hop), 1590 nucleotides. RefSeq lists its product as uncharacterized. The record is from RefSeq and is a predicted model, not a curated record. The transcript has 5 exons. Bases 5 to 1435 code for a protein of 476 amino acids. Lineage: Eukaryota; Viridiplantae; Streptophyta; Magnoliopsida; Rosales; Cannabaceae.
AAUAAUGUUUACAAAGAAGAAGAUGAAUUCAGCUCCUCGUGAAAACUCUAAGUUGGUCUCAUCUCAGAGGAGAAAUGAGUGUAUACCACCUCAAGGUGCCCCAAGAUAUCCAUGUGAUAUUAGCUCAGACAAACCAGAGAAUAACACUACCUUGGUUGCUCAGACACCCUCUUGCAAAAUAAUUACUUAUUCAAGAAGAAUUGGUACUAAAAGUAAAAAAUCAGCCGGUAGUCCUUCCACUCUCAGCACUCUCAUCAAAGAAGGUAAACAUAAGAAGGUUGGGAUUGAAAACCCAAAACAACCGACCAAGCACUUUGCUAGUACUACUACCUCCUCAAAGUCAUGGACAUACCAACCAGUUGAAAAUUGUGAUACUAGCAAUGCAAAAGAAAUACUUUUGCCCAUCUGGUGGGGAAGCUUGAGCAUUGACAAUGACAACUUUGGGAAUGUGGGGGUAUGUGUGGUUAACAAGUCAACCAAGCUUUCUUCAAAUGCAUUUCAUGCUGUAACAUUGCUCCAUGCACAAAUGAUCCCAAGGCAUGAUGUUUGGCCUAACUGCUUCGAUACUUCUCCACCAACUGACGACAUCAUAGACCUCUACUUUUUAUCAGAAAGUGAAAGUGAUAAUCAGUUCUUUGGCCGCUUGAUAGAUUAUAUGAAUGAUCAAGAUUUUGGCAUAAGAACUGCUGUUGGUGACACAAAAUUUCUACUUUUUUCUUCUCGUGUUCUUCCACACAUAUAUUGGAGAUACGAUGAUAAAUACUAUUUGUGGGCUGUAAUCACUGGAGAGAGUGCUUCUUUUCCACAUGUUGCUGAAGAUUCUUACAAAGAACCAGGUCAAAGUGCCUAUAGUAAAAGCAUUUGUAGCUCGUGGAUUGGCUGGCCACACAAUCUUGAAAACGAGUCUUUGGGUGAAAUCAACUCAGCUACUGAUUGUAGAGAACUAGCUGGGCAAUAUCUUGUGAAAACAUGCUUUGCUUCAACUCUUCGCUCUAUCAUAAAAAAGCACGGUGAGAUUACUCAAAACUGUAAUACAAUACCAAGUGGAUUUGUUACGUAUGUCUUGGAGAAGAUUUGUAGAGCUGUUCAAGAUUUCAAAGUCCUUGAUCUAAAAAAUUUAAGGCUCCACCAUUUGAGUUCUCUGCAAACAGUUAUCAAUGAGAGUGAACAUAUAAAUGUGAAUGUGGAAUGGUUGAAGAACUUCCAUGGCAAACUCAGUGAAGCAUGGAACAAGAUGAAGGAGUACGAGAAACUUAAGCUUUCCAAGCAAUCGAGAAUGAAGGAAAUCGAAUCAAAAGAAAUUGAGUCGAUGGAACUACGGUCUCAAAUUCAAUCACUGAAAGACGAUAAUGAGAGAUUAGAGGAUGAUCUUAGCAGAGCUAGAAGUGCAUUGAAGCGCUUGCGACCCAAUUCUUUAAUGGAUGGUUUGCUCUAGUUCUUUCUUUUGCAGCAACCCUAAACCAAAUAGGUUAGUUUAUAACAUUAGUAUAGGUAUUUAGCUUCUAACUCCUUAUCUUUUGCAUCUAUCUUUUACAUCAUGCAAUUAUUAGAAUCUUCAAAUAUGGUUAGUAAUUUCUUUUGAUUUUGUAA